CAAAUUCCUUUUUUUAUUAUAUGUUUCUCUCAACUUUGUGUUUUCGUAUCUUUAAUACGGUUUAUUAACAGUAGACCGUUUCAAAUUAAUCCAAACUAUACUUUUAAGCUUUUUGGAAAUCAAACUGUUUUCCUGAUAAACUUCCUGGAUGCGUUUUUAUUUAUAUAAUAAUCAAUUUCUAUCAGAUAAGUGCCACUAAUAAUUACCUGGAAACAUUUAGUGUUUUUAUGUGGAGGAUGUGGCGCAUAAUGACCCUGGUGGUUUUUUGCUGCGCUGGACGCGGACUGGAUGGUCUGGACCCCUCCGGUCCCAGGACCCUCGGUAAGCCGGACAGAGGGGCCUCUUCUCCUGGAAGGACUGAGGACAGAGAUGGGAGAGUCGCUCCAGCUGGGAGUUUGCAGCCCACCAGUGAGCCUCUGGAGGAAGAGCUGGACAACCAGGAGAAUAUAAUAAGCCAGCUGCUUGGAGACUAUGACAAAGUUAAAACAGAGUCGUCUGGGUCCGACUGUGUGUGCCGAUGUGUAGUCCGACCAAUCAAACGCUCUGAUUGUAGCAGCCUUCGUGACACAGAUCCAGCAUCACUCUCCCAGGACUUUUACACCGUGGAAACAAUCACCAAGGGAACAGACUGUAAGAAGUGUGUGUGCAUGGCUCCUCCUUCGGCCGUUAACCCCUGCGAGGGAGAGUACAGGUUUAAAAAGUUACAGGAAGCAAGCAAAGACGACAUAAAGCUGGCAACCAUCAUUGACUUAUUAGAAGGCUCUCUAUAUGGAAUGGAUUUGUUAAAGCUUAACUCUGUGACCACAAAACUGCUAUCUAGGGUGGAUAACCUAGAGAAGGUUUUCUCAAGGAAUUUCACUGAAAGGACAAGAGAGAAAGAGCGCGUGAAGGAAAAAAAUAAAGACAAAGAUAAAAAGGUUCAGCCUAAGAAAAAGAAAACCAAUGACUUGGAGCGAUCUGGGGCUGCUGCCUCCGGCCAAAAGCAGAAAAAUCCUGAAGGUCAAAUAAAGAAAGUCCAACAGCAAGAUGGUCAGGUGCAACAGCAGCCAUCUAAGAAUGAGACUGAAACUAAAAGUACAGUCAAAGACAAGAACAAUAUGCUUAUUAGGGGAGUGACCUUCUACAAGGCAGAUGAAGACAGCUUCAAAGAGAAAGAAGAGAACAACCAAAACACAGGGAGAGGAAAGAAUACUGUUUUAACCCAAAAAGACUUGAAGUUACCAACUGUGACCAGAAGUCCAUCACUUCCUUUAAAACCAAACAAUGAGCCCAAAUCGAAAGUUCUGAGCAACUCUUCACUCACCCAUCAGCCUAAAGCUCCAUCAACCAGCAGCAAACAAGCAGCUCCAACUAAGUCAACUCCCUUAAUCAUCAAAGUGACUGAUAAAAUUAACCCUACAACUCCAGGACGGACGAACCAAAGCAAACUUCCAACUAAGAAAGGAGAUUUUCUCUACACCACACCUGUCACUCGACACACCACAGAUACGAAUAUCCAUCCACCCAGUAAUUCCAAUCCGACAACAACCCUUCAACCAAGAUCCAGAAGCCGCCUCAGCUGGACGGAGAGCCCCGCUGACCAACCCAAAACCACAAAGAAGCCAGCAGGUGUCUGUAAGGAUACGGUAGCGAGCAUCUCAGAGCCGGCCCAACAGAACUCUUAUGGUCUCCGUGAUGGUGCCUGGAUGAAAGAUGCCCGUGGCCAUGGCAAAGUCAUCUAUCUCACUAACGGCCUCUUUGGAAACAAUCUGCUGGAGUUUAGAGACAUGGACACCUUUAAAUCAGGCCAGCCAAGUAAUUCGUACAAGCUGCCGUACGAUUUCACCGGAACAGGCCAUGUAGUGUUUAAUGGAGCGUUCUUCUACAACCGGGCGUUCAGCAGGGAUGUGAUCAGAUUUGACCUGAGACGCAGAUACGUGUCUGCUUGGACAACGCUCCAUGAUGCUAUCCUGGAGGAGCAAACUCACAGGACAGAAACUGAAGUGGAGUUUGCCGUGGAUGAGUCUGGCCUUUGGCUACUGUACCCCGCUCUGGACACAGAGGGUUUCCACCAGGAAGUAAUCCUCCUCAUCCACCUUCAUCACCGAGACCUUCAGCCCAUCCAAACCUUCCGUACAGGGCUCCGACGCGGCCGCUAUGGCAACACAUUCCUGGUUUGUGGUGUGCUGUAUGGGGUGGAUAGCAUGGAGCGCCGUUACGCCAACGUUACAUACGCCUAUGACACGCACACCUUCACACACACUGUACCCAGCCUAGCAUUUACAAACAUGCAUUCACAUACAUCCCAGGUGUCCUACAACCCACUGGACAAAAAGCUUUACGCCUGGGAUGGCGGACACCAGAUGAACUAUGAUGUCAUCUUUGCUUAUUUGUAAAAUGAGGGACAAAGAGAAUACAUUCUUAAUUCAGUUUGACAUAAGAUCGUACUUAGCUGACAGAUGAAGAAAGAUUCUAACGGAAGGUGAAAGUCAACAGUGUUUUGUUUUCUUGUGAAUGCAGAUCUGUCAGCUGACUUUCUUUUGCCGCCACAUCUGCUCUGAAUACUCCUCCUAUGAUCCGAUCUGAGCCUUUGUGCAGCAGCCGCCCUGGAAGUUCAUGCUUUAAAAGAAAAUACUGAGAAAUUAAUCAUGCAUGACUUAGCUAUUAAAAUACAAGUUUUUAGAGAUGCAAAUAAAAGAAAUCAAAUUGAUGUAAAUAAAACAUUUGAAACAGAAAUGAUUAAGAAAUACAGAGUGAUGAUGUGUAGACAGAGUCACAUAUUAGGCAUGAAUUGAGGCUCAGAAACAGCCAGAAAACAUCUGCUUUCUGAAGGUUUCCACUAUUUAAAAUCGAUCUGUGACCUUAUAACCUUGUGAAGUUAGGUAUAUAUUAUCUGUUUUGAAGCAGCUUGGAAAAUCCUGAUGAUAAAUAAAUAUUUUUUGUCUAAAGUUAAUUCUUAAGAAAGUCUUAAGCCUGGCUCUCUGCCAGGACAAAAAAUUAGUAAAUCCUUGAGACCAGAUACAGUACUUUAAAAUCAGGUAGUGUUUUUUGUUCUAUAAACUUUAGUUACAUCCAUUUUACUGAAAGUUUAAAUAAUAAAAAAAAGGGUUCCACUUUGUCAAAACUAACAUUAUGCAUUGAGCAAGUGGAUAAAGUUUUUACUUGAAGUCAAAAUGAUGCAGUUAAGUGUUUCAUUAAAAUGUUUGCUUGUUGUAACUUUUCCUGUAUUUGGACUUUUGAUACAGAAUGUAAAGACAUUUAUUUAAAGUUUAUACCUUGCACAGUUUCUUUGCCAACCCCAAGUCAAGACAAGGUUGACCAUGACCGCUUUUCAUUUUGUUAAUUU
Molecule: messenger RNA, 3325 nt
Organism: Cyprinodon variegatus (sheepshead minnow)
Lineage: Eukaryota; Metazoa; Chordata; Actinopteri; Cyprinodontiformes; Cyprinodontidae
Gene: olfml2bb
Product: olfactomedin-like protein 2B
Exons: 9
Coding region: 228-2375 (715 amino acids)
Biological process (GO): signal transduction
Source: RefSeq, a predicted model, not a curated record